Molecule: messenger RNA, 1435 nt
Organism: Aspergillus nidulans FGSC A4
Lineage: Eukaryota; Fungi; Ascomycota; Eurotiomycetes; Eurotiales; Aspergillaceae
Exons: 1
Coding region: 1-1422 (473 amino acids)
Source: RefSeq, a predicted model, not a curated record
AUGUCUACGGACAUCACGAACAAGCAGCACAAGGGCUCAAAGAACUCAACCAACGCGAAACCAAAGCGGCCGCCUCUAACACACUUCCUCUGUCUGCCUCUCGUCAAUUCUGUCUCCCUUCCUCAAUUAGAGUCUUCAUUAUCCUCAUUCAAAGCCUCGAUCCCACCAAUUUCAUUCUCGAUCUUGGAAAAAGGGCAAGAAGACGAGCAGCGACAGGCGCAUCGCCCACUUAUCCCGGACGAUGCUAUACGCCCUGUGGGUACGCUCCAUCUUACUCUCGGGGUCAUGAGUUUACCUAACCCGCAGCGCCUUGACGAAGCGCUGCGGUUCUUCUACUCUCUGGAUCUAGUCGCCUUGAUGCGCAAGGCGGAGGAAAGUGCUGCGCGGCAGCGAUCGCGGUCCAAGACUGGAAAGAGAGAGUCCCUAGCAAUGGAGAAUACUCAGAACGCUGGACAAGAGAAAGGGGUAACAGCCGAUACUAGCCUAUUAACAAGUCAAUCCCCCAGACCUGUCUUGACAGACGAACACUCUCAAGUCAAAUCCGCCGCACCCGAACCGUUCAAUAUUUCAUUGGAAUCCAUGCAUGCUCUCCCACGUGCUCGCUCUGCGACCGUUCUGCAUGCUGCGCCGGUUGACCCCACAUCUCGUCUCUACCUGUUCUGCGAGGCAUUACGCGACAAAUUUUUGGAAGCUGGAUUCCUGCAGGGAGAGUACAAAGCCGAGCCCAGAAGGACGCACAAGCGAAAGACCAGACCACAGAGAGAUCAUGAAAAUCAGGAUCAAAGUCAACAAGUCCAGGAUCACCCGAACACCUUGUCUACAACAAUAACGGAGCAUAAAAGCGAGACAAAGUUCAAACCCCGUCCGCUCCUCUUACACGUUACAAUUGUUAACACCAUCUACAUCCGGGGAAGGAAGAAGAAUCCAGGCAAUAGCCAUGUCGCGGGAAAGAAGGAUGCCCACAGUAAUCGGUAUACAUUCGAUGCGCGGGACAUCCUCUCACAUUAUAGAAACUUCUAUCUAGAUAGUGACAGGACGAUUCCGCGGUCAAGUGGUGGAAUCAUUGCUCAGUUCAAGUCCCGCGGUGAUACGGAGACUAUUUGUGACAAUAGAGAUGACAUCCCAGCCGGAGAUCACUCAGAUGCGAAUGCACCAAAGGACGAUGAGGAAACUCAGCUGACUCUGAGUGAAGGACAGAACACAGGCUAUCCGUUCAUCUGGGCGAGGAACUUCCCUAUUGAAGGUAUUUGCAUUUGCGAAAUGGGCGCAAAGAAACUUGACCCAGCGGCCGAUCAGAGUGGGAUGAACGCUAGGCUAGGGGAGAAGUAUAAAGUUGUGGCGGAGAGAAGCUUACAUUUCCGAACAAUCGAGCAGGGAACCGUAGGGGACCCGACGCCGGUCGCUGGCCGGGUAUUUAUAUAGCAGCGUUGUUGGU